Molecule: messenger RNA, 2673 nt
Organism: Closterium sp. Naga37s-1
Lineage: Eukaryota; Viridiplantae; Streptophyta; Zygnematophyceae; Desmidiales; Closteriaceae
Source: the annotation of a GenBank genome assembly
AUGGCUCCUUCACGUCCGUCGCAGCCUUUGCUUCUGCACUUCUUGGUGCUGCUGCUCGUCGCAGCAAGCAUUGGUGCCGCGAGCGCACAAUAUGCAUCUCGUUCGCGUCGCAGCCUGUGGGCCCGCGCGCGUAAGCUGUUCGAGUUCCCUACGCUUCACAAGUCGCAGCUGUCCAAGAUUGGAUUCACCUACGAAAUCGCUAAACAGCCGGCGAAGCCGGAAGCAUCGCCUUCUGACGGGGCCACGGAUCCCGCCAGUUCCGUUGCCGCCUCCACUCCGGCCGCCCCCUCCUCCUCCGAGCCUUCCCGCCCUGCGGGGGGCUCGUCGAACGACGGUUUCUCGUCGGGCGGCUCUUCUUCUGGCAACUUCGCGCAGUCGGGUAACCCGCUCUUCCCCGGUACCGUUACCUCGACCCCAGGCAGCGACCCGAAACCCACUCCGAAGACCCCGUCCACGCCCUCGCAGCAAGCCGGCGACGCGGUUGCCGCUACAGCCGUGCCGACGCAAGCUGCCUCGCCGUCGGCUCCACCCCCUCCCCCUCCUCCUCCUCAGGGCCCGUGCCCGCCGCAGCCAAACAUGUGCGACUUCUACUUCCAAGGCAGCACGGAAUCUCUCCCCGUGUUCAACAUCUCCGACGGCGCCGGCGACACGCGCCUCGGCGGGCCCAUCGAGGCGUCUAUUCGCGGCGCGACUGUGGAGGUGAUUGCGGCGAACAGCGAGCUCGCGGACUACAUCUGUCAGGACGGCGUUAACGUCUGGAGCGCUCCGUCCGCCAGCUCCGGUAACUCGACGACGCUGGGACCCGAUAACCAGUUCUACGCCGUGCAGGACGGCAUCCAGUCGCGUACGUUCCAGCCGGCGGCGGGCGGCGCGGCGACGUACCAGGGCAAGUACGUGCGAGUGAACCUGACGGCGAUCGAGAUCAGCGUGUACAACAUGGUGUCGAACGUGGAAAACGUGAAGGCGAUUUUAGAAGUCGAGGCUUCACUGCCCGUUGUCGCCUUUCAGUUUGCCCUUCUCGUAUGCCCGCGUGUGUCAUGCCUUCCGUUCUGUCCCUGUGUGCACGUCCUUGCAUGUGUUCCCCUCUUUGUCCUGCCACCUGUCCUGCCAUGCAUGCUGCCCCGUGUGCUACCACGUGUGCGUGUUUACCGCUGCAUGCACGCAGACGGGCAUUCCCUUGCCGCAGCAAGCGCUGCUGUUCAACGGGCAGCUGCUGCAGAACCACCAGCGACUGAACGCGCUGGGUGUGGCGGACAACGACCUGCUCUUCCUCACACGAGCACACCGGAGUUGGGCGAGGCGAUAAGGGACAACAAGGUGGAGGAGAUGCAGAAGGUGCUGCGCUGGAUGCGGAAGAUGCAGAACGAGAUGCGCCGCAAGGAGCAGGAGGAGCAGGAGUUGCUAUCAGCCGAUCCAUUUGACCCUGAGGUGCAGCGGAGGAUAGAGGAGCGCAUUCAGCAGAAGAACAUAGAUGAGAACUAUGCAGCGGCGUACGAGCACGCCCCCGAGCAGUUCAUUGCUGUCCACAUGCUGUAUGUGGAGAUGGAGGUCAACAACUCGCCCAUCAAGGCGUUUGUGGACAGUGGGGCGCAGCAGACCAUCAUGUCACAGCGAUGUGCUGAGCGAUGCGGGCUGAUGCGGCUGCUGGACCGGCGGUACGAGGGGGUGGCGCGGGGCGUGGGCACGUCCAAGAUAGUGGGGCGCAUCCAUACCGUGCAGCUCAAGAUAGGAACCAACUUCUACAUGUGCAGCAUCACGGUGUUGGAGGCAGACAACGUGGACUUCCUCUUUGGUCUCGACAUGCUCAGACGCCACCAGGUGCACUGCUCGCUGCUGCACCUUCACCCCACUCCCUUCCCCUCGUGCACACCAGAAAAGUCUGCGUGCCACUCAUUUGUCAUCAGGCCUGUCCCUUUUCUCAGGUUUGCUCUGCUCUCACGCAAUCCUGCUCCCCCACAAUGCUGUCUCUCUCACAAAGUUGUCUCUCACCAACCACAAUGUUCCCCCUCCCCAUGCUACCGCCAGUGUUGCAUCGAUCUCAAGGACAACCCCUGGUUCCGCUACCCUUCUCAGCCUACCUCUUACCCUCUUCGCUUCACCCCUUCUCCACCACACUCUCCUCCCACAACGCUGCCCUUCUCACCUGCCACUCUCUCCACUCCCGUCCCACCUGGGUGCGUGUGUGCAGAGAAGGACAUCCCGGCCUUCCUCACCGCAAUGGACCAGGACCCUUUGCCCGACUCCGCCACCCCUGCACAGCCCUCCCAACCCUCCGCUUCCGCUGCUGGUACCUCUGCACCCGCUGCACCCUCCGCAGCACAACCAGCAGCAGCAGGCACAGCAGCAGGGGGUGCUGCGAGUAGCGGGGGAGGGGCGCCAGCAAGUCAAGGCGGUGCUCCUGUGUCAGCAGCAGCAGGUGCUGCAUCACCAGCAGCAUCCGGUGGGGUCCAUCCACCGCUGUGCACACGCCCCCUGCACCCUCACCCGUCCUCCCACCCACCCUCUCUGCGCUGCAUGCAGGCAACACCAGCAGCAGCCCCAGCAGUGUCAGCGCACGAGGUGAAGGUGCAGCGGCUGAUGGAGCUGGGGUUCCCCCGGCAGCUCGUGGAGCAGGCUCUUGCACUCACAGGGGACAACGAGGAGCACGCUGCUGGCAUACUCUUUGCCGGCUGA